Molecule: messenger RNA, 1392 nt
Organism: Penicillium mononematosum
Lineage: Eukaryota; Fungi; Ascomycota; Eurotiomycetes; Eurotiales; Aspergillaceae
Exons: 2
Coding region: 1-1392 (463 amino acids)
Molecular function (GO): N-acetyltransferase activity
Source: RefSeq, a predicted model, not a curated record
AUGGAGAACCUCGAAAUACUACGCCCCGUUGGCCGAUUGGAACAAUAUUCAACGUCGCGCCACCAGGUUGGGUUUUAUUUGAAUGCUGCAGUAUCAGCAACUUAUUUCCUGCCAGAUUCAUUCGUGCUUCCUGUCAAAGACUACGUCUAUCAGGCAUGCGAGGCCACAACCGCGGAACAUCCGUCGCUAUCCGCCGUCGUGGCAGAUGAUCACACACAAGACCCUUACUUCGUGCGGCUGCCAGAAAUUGAUCUCGACCGAGUUGUAUCUUUUCAGGACAGAAAACCAGGCUUGUUAAGUACCGAAGUCGAUGGCGAGCCCACUCCAGAUCUGGACCUGCAAACCUUGCUUGCGACCCAGCAUAACACGCCGUUCAAGGCUCCAAAUCCUUUCUGGAGAGUCUGUGUCCUGCUAGAUAUAGAGGACGAACGGCAAUUCACAGUGGCAUUUGUAUAUCACCACGCCAUUGGCGAUGGGACCUCCGGGAAAGCCUUUCAUAAAACCUUCCUACGAGCCCUAGGCGCAGUGGAGUCGUCGGACCAGACUAAAUCCAUCAUCAAGUCACCGAAGCUCCCUCUCCUGCCGAAUAUUGAGCAUCUGCACUCAAUGUCUCUUUCCUUGUCAUUUCUUGCCAAGAAGAUGUUCCAAGCAAAAAUUUACUCCCGACGGCCCACGGGUCUAUGGACUGGCUCCAAAGUCCUAAUCCCCUCUCAAACCCGAGUGCGGCUCGUGCCAUUCUCCAAACUACUCAUCAGCACAGUAAGGGAAAAAUGUCGACAAGAGGGGACGACGAUCACCGCACUGCUACAGACGAUCGUCGCCCGCUCCGUCUUUGCGCACAUCCCGUCUGAGUUCACGCUGCUCGCCUGCACCGGCGCGCUCUCAAGCCGGCGCUGGCUUCCAGAUGUUAUCACUGAUGAGUCGAUGGGCGUCUGGGUCCAGGACUACGAAGAGACCUAUUCCCGUGCGGCAGUCGCGCGGUCCGACGGAUCCUUCCCAUGGGCAGAGGCCAGACGGUCUCGUAAGACGAUUGAGUCUGUCCUGAAAAUGGAAGGGAAAAAUGCCAACACAAGCCUACUCCAGUUUGUCGACGAUUUUCAGGAGGAACUGUGUUUGUCCAAGGUUGGCAAGGACCGAGAGAAGAGCUUUGAGGUGUCGAAUGUUGGCGUUUUGGAUCCGCAAACAGACCCUGACCUACCUUCUAUCAAGAGGAUGGUGUUUUCACAAUGUGCCAGUGUAAUGGGUAAUGCCAUUGAGGUGUCAGCUAUCACUGGGGGAGACGGGUGUUUGGUGCUGGCUUUCUCUUGGCAGCAAGGGGUUGUGGAAGCUGAUCUCGUCAAUGAGGUCAUUGAGUCGACUAAACAGGAGUUAUAUUCUCUUGAUGUGGUGUGA